Pipistrellus nathusii (Nathusius's pipistrelle) is the source of this 837-nucleotide messenger RNA. Lineage: Eukaryota; Metazoa; Chordata; Mammalia; Chiroptera; Vespertilionidae. The record is from the annotation of a GenBank genome assembly.
AUGGGCGCCCGGCCCUCGCGCAGGCGGACGCCGGCGGACCCGCCCUUAGCCCUGGACGCGCUACCGCCGGAGCUGCUGGUGCAGGUGCUGAGCCACCUGCCGCCGCGCACGCUGGUGACGCGCUGCCGCGCCGUGUGCCGCGCGUGGCGCGCCGUGGUGGACGGGCCGUCGGUGUGGCUGCUGCAGCUGGCCCGCGACCGCAGCGCCGAGGGCCGCGCGCUCUACGCCGCCGCCCAGCGCUGCCCGCCCAGCGGCGAGGACGGGGGGGAGCUGCCGCUGUGCGCCCUGGCGCGCUACUGCCUGCGGGCGCCGCUCCGCCGGAACCUCAUCUUCAACUCCUGCGGAGAGCAGGGCUUCAGAGGCUGGGAGGUGGAACACGGCGGGAACGGCUGGGCCAUAGAAAAGAACCUGACACUGGUGCCUGGCGCUCCUUCCCAGACCUGUUUCGUGACUUCUUUCGAAUGGUGCUUCAAGAGGCAGCUUGUGGACUUGGUGAUGGAGGGGGUGUGGCAGGAGCUGCUGGACAGCGCCCAGAUUGAGAUCUGUGUGGCUGACUGGUGGGGCGCCCGAGAGAACUGCGGCUGCAUCUACCGGCUCCGGGUCCGCCUUCUGGACGUGUACGAAAAUGAAGUGGUCAAGUUCUCGGCCUCACCCAACCCGGUCCUGCAGUGGACUGAGAGAGGCUACCGACAGGUCUCCCACGUCUUCACCAACUUUGGCAAAGGCAUCCGAUACGUGUCUUUUGAGCAGUAUGGGAGAGACACACGCUCCUGGGUGGGACACUAUGGCGCCCUCGUGACCCACUCCACCGUGAGAGUCAGGAUCCGCUUGUCCUAG